This is a messenger RNA of Corylus avellana, 2192 nucleotides long. NCBI's taxonomy places the organism in Eukaryota, Viridiplantae, Streptophyta, Magnoliopsida, Fagales, Betulaceae. The record is from RefSeq and is a predicted model, not a curated record.
CCCACCCCCCACAAAACGCUGCCCUUGCCGCCACCACCAAGCACUGACGCCGACCACCAACCAGUGCCUCCGCUCACCACCAACAGUGACGGCACCCACCAUCCGGUGCUUCUCUCCCCACACGCUACUCUUUCUCUCUCACCUUCCGCCCGCCACAACUCACACCUUCCGUCUCCGCCCAUCGCCGGCACCGAACGCACCAGCGACACCCUCCCACCACGGCACCAGCUCGGACACCCACCUCCACCCAUUUCACCUCCCCCCAUUUACCUAAAAUUUUCCCACGCUUCUCUCUCUAGGCGACACCCACUGAACGACGCCACCAACCACCAGCCAGUUCCGCCCACCAUCUCCGCCGAACGCCACCCGUGUCACACCACCGUGCGAUUCCCACCAAGUUGAAGGAGUUGCAGUGAAUACAAGAGGAGGAAGAUGACGCCGGGGAGUAGGCUGCCGACUUGGAAGGAGAGGGAGAACAACAAGAAGAGGGAGUAGGCUUCCUCUUCAACCGCCCCACCAAUGCUCUAAAACUUCCAAACCCCUCAAUUGCCAAACACACCUACAUGCCCUUUACACAUGUCUCACUUCAAAACCUUCAUUUCCCACCACUUCCACACCCUCUUUAAACCCCAAAACCCUCUCCACCGUUCUCACAUCACCAAUUCUUGCUUUUCACACAAUUCUCUUCCACUUUCGUCACUCUUUUACGGCACCCAAACAGCUUCAAUCCAAAUCGAGGACCCAAUCAAACCUGAAAAGGGGAAUGGGAAGCAAGCAAACAAGAAGCCAUUGGAUGUUAUGUUCAAAGAAGCUGUGAGUGUGAGUUUAUGCGAAAAUGCUGAAAGCAGCGAAAGCGAAGGAGAAAACAGUGCAUUGAAGAGCAGGUUGAGGGAAUUGGAGAGCGAGGUGAGACGGCUGAAAGCGAAUUCAAGAGUGGGAAAUAAGGGAUUGAAGAAAAGUAAGGGUAAGGGUUUAUAUGCAGUGUUUAUGAAUCAAGAUGGUUGCAAGGAAGGGUGUGAGGAGAGGGGGGAAGAGCCGGAAGAGAUUGUGGAAGAGAAGGGAUUGAAGGAAAGUAAGGGUAAGGGUUUAUAUGGAGCGUUUACAAACCAAGAGGGUUGCGAGGAAGGGUGCGAUGAGAGGGGGGAAGAGCCGGAAGAGAGCGUGGAAAAUAAGGGAUUGAAGAAAAGUAAGGGCAAGAGUUUACAUGCUACGUUUACGAAUCAAGAGGCUUGCAAGGAAGGGUGCGAGGAGAGGAGGAGGGAAGAGCCAGAGGUUUUUAAAGAGCUCUUGCCAGAUAUGGAAGUGUUUGUGAGUCAUUUGUACAGGGAAGGGUACUUUAACAAUGCAAAUUUCUUGCGGGCGAAUAAGUUGGAAUUUGAUUAUUUUGAGAGUCAUUAUGGCCGGGGUUAUGUGAGGUUUGCGGCCGAGAAGUUUGGCAAGGACCAUCAAGAAAUUGCAAAAUGGUUGUCAGGCAGUGACUUGAAAAAGAUAGCCCUCUUUGGUUGUCCUUCUCUUGAAAAAAAGAAUGUUUUUGCUGCUAAAAGACUGCGAAAGUUUUUUGAGAUUCAGGAAAACACUGUUUGUAGCAAAUGUGUCCUAAAACAAUCAUGCAAGUUUGUGAAUCAGAGUGUGUGGACAGGUGACACCAAGAAUUUAAAUUUGGCUGUUGUUAUGAGAGUUAUCAUUUUGUAUGCUUUGGAAUGGGUGCCUGCAGGGCUAGCAGUGCCCAUUGAUAUAAAGGAUUCUGUUAGCAAACUGCUGAAGGAGGUUUUGAAGCUAAGUCGAAGCACGGCAUGAGAGCAUGCUAUCAUACUUUCAGGAUUCGCACGUCGAACCGGUAAUGAUGAGCAGAAUUAACAGGGGUGAAGCUUCUUCUGGGGAUUAAAGAAAUUAAUAUGGUGAGCAUGCCCUUGUCCAAAUAUUCCUUUUUGAAGAUGAUAUGUGACGGCCGAUGGUCUAGUUGUUUUUGGAAUUUUGGAAUUUUGUUUUUGAACAUUUUGUCUGCAAAAGAAGCAAUUGAUCUUUUGGACUAUUAAUUAAUACUUGAGGUCUCAAGGUUGCAGACAUUAUUUGCCCUGUGUUAUGUAAAUUAAUAUUUGGGGUUGUGAUCCUUCCAUCAUAUGGAUCCAGAAUUUUUGAGAUUUAAAGUUAAAAAGGAUGCAGAAUACUUGGAUGAAGCAGUAAUAAUCUGA